Fulvia fulva is the source of this 672-nucleotide messenger RNA. RefSeq lists its product as uncharacterized. Gene Ontology annotation, biological process: regulation of DNA-templated transcription. The coding region runs from base 1 to 672 and encodes 223 amino acids. The record is from RefSeq and is a predicted model, not a curated record. The transcript has 3 exons. Lineage: Eukaryota; Fungi; Ascomycota; Dothideomycetes; Mycosphaerellales; Mycosphaerellaceae.
AUGCAAGCCAUCAAACAUUUGAGGGGAGCGACAACGAUGGCGCCCCAAAUCCGCCUGUACAAUCCCGUGAUCAGGGCAGAGAACGCACCAGAUAUCACCGGCGGAGUCAUUAAGAUCUUAGUCGACAGCACCGAGGAAGAGUUCUUCGAAGGCGGGGGAGGAGUGUUGAAAUUACCGGAAGAGAGGCCAAAAGCCUUCACGGUGUACGUCCAGUGGCUAUGCACGACUCGAAUCGUAGCAUCUGAGCAGCUAACCAGCUUCGACACAAUGUUCGAGCUCUAUGCCAUGGGAGCACGGCUACAAGAUCCUGACUUCCAGGAUGCCAUCAUGGAUGCGAUCAUUUCCGACAUUUGCAGCAUCGACGACCCAAUUCCAGACGAGAAGUGCGUCGAAAUCGUGUACAAGAACACCGAAGCCGGUGACCCAGCUCGGUGCUUGCUGGUUGACUUGUGGGCAAGAUAUAGCGAAGAGACGUGGUUCGACAAUUGGGAGGUGGGAAUGUUCACGGAAGGUAUGGGCGAGUUCUUCUUCGACCUUGCGCGUGCACAGAUCAACCAGGAUCGAGGUUUCGUCUUUCAGCGAGGGGAGACCUGCACGUAUCAUCACCAUGGAGAGAAGCCAUGUUAUCAGGAGAAGCGGCCGGAGACGACUCGCAAGAGGGAUCGUCAUUGA